Funneliformis mosseae is the source of this 130-nucleotide messenger RNA. Lineage: Eukaryota; Fungi; Glomeromycota; Glomeromycetes; Glomerales; Glomeraceae. The record is from the annotation of a GenBank genome assembly.
UUUGCCAAUUAUUGAUCAGUUGCAAUCUCCACAGGAUAUUUAUCAUCCACCUUUUGCAAAUUUGCCAAAUGAACUUAUUUUUCUUGAGGGAAAUUCUACUUUGUAUAAAAUUUUAAAAGAGCGAAAAUGA